AUGCCGCCGAAGAAGAAAACAAUAGCAAACAUGGAGGCGAAGAUUGCAGAUCUGGAGCAAGAGUUAUCGUUGAUGAAGGUUGCUUUUUCUGACUCCAUCGCUGAGGUUCAACAAACGGCGAGGGAGAACCAAAGAGCGUUGAUGCAGAUGAUGGAGAAGGUCCUUGGCAAAAAGGUGGUUGAAGUUGAUGAUGGUGUCUCGUCGGCGGUCAAGAAGGCUACAACAUCCUCAGAGUUGAAAGGUGAAGCUUUGGAUGAAUUUAGAAGAUCGGUUAAGAAGGUGGAGUUACCGGCGUUCUCCGGUUGUCACACGUCGGAGGGUCGCCGGAAGGUGACGGUGCGUGGUGGCUUGAACGUCAUUAAUUCUCCAGGUUCGAGCUAG
Vicia faba (fava bean) is the source of this 381-nucleotide messenger RNA. The record is from the annotation of a GenBank genome assembly. NCBI's taxonomy places the organism in Eukaryota, Viridiplantae, Streptophyta, Magnoliopsida, Fabales, Fabaceae.